Orcinus orca (killer whale) is the source of this 3563-nucleotide messenger RNA. RefSeq names its product cyclin-dependent kinase 2-associated protein 1-like. The coding region runs from base 1959 to 2306 and encodes 115 amino acids. NCBI's taxonomy places the organism in Eukaryota, Metazoa, Chordata, Mammalia, Artiodactyla, Delphinidae. The record is from RefSeq and is a predicted model, not a curated record. Gene Ontology annotation, cellular component: nucleus; cytoplasm. The transcript has a single exon.
ACUGCCUACAGAUGAUAAUAAUAGUAUCAAACUCCAUGUGAGAAAUUGAUUUUGAGCAGAGUAUGGAGAUGUUUUGCUAAUUCUAGGAAAUUGUGUUUUCUGUUCAUACAUGAGGAAAACUGUAUAAAAAAAUCAUACUUCUUUCAUUUUGACAACGAAGCUCACAUUCUGUACCAUCUUAUUUUGGGACUCUGUAGCCUGCAUAAUUGUGUAUUUUCCUCCUGGUAUUUCUUAUUUCUGACUUUAAAUAUUUUUAAUUUAUAUUUUACAGGAUUAUUAUAUGUUUUUUAUUUGAGUUUUAUAUUAAUUUUUAAAUUAAAAUAACACAUGCACGUAAUUUUUACAAAAAUCAAAUAGAAUUUAAAUUUGUAUGUAAAAACAAUUUCUCUCUAUUAUCUCCCUCUACAGACUUAACCACUUAAACAGUGAUGGGAAGAUUUGUGUGUGCACAGUUAAUUUUAUUGCUUGGGCAACCGUAUAGUCUGGUGAUUAGGGAUUGAACUGGCCUUUUUGUUGGGAACUCCCAAACAUCUGUGUCUCUUAGUCCUCAGGCAAAGAAUCCAUCUUCUGCCAGGGGACUGGACUGUUGGCGCCUGCUAGCAUUCUAGGAACAAAAUGGUAGGAGGGGCUGUGCUGAAGAAUCUCAAUCAUUUAAAAUACAGAGAUUAACUUAUUUUCCCUAUUUUAAAAUUAAUUUUUAUUAUACGUUUAUUAGUUUUUUUUGAAUGGGGAAUACAUAUAAUGGUAAACGGUUUAAAGGAGAUGAAAGAAGGUAGAAUGAAAAGGUGGACUCUCAUCUUGUGCCCCAGGCAGCCAGUUUCCUGCCUCGGGAGUAUUGCUCGUCUCUGGUGUGAUCUUUCUGUGUGUGUGUUUAUAUUUCCCCCCAACACACAUAGCAGUAGCAUAUUGUACACACUAUUCUGUCCUUUUUUUUUUUUUUCAACCACUUAAUCUGUGUUUGGUUUUCUUUGCUUUAGGGAGCUAUGUUUCUUUCUUAAAAGUUCAUGUUUUUGUCCUGUAUAUUACCUUAGUAACUAUGAUUUUGUAUAAUAUACUUAAUCUUCUCUUUCUUCUGUCAGUGUUUACUGACUUCCCUCUGUUGAACAGUUACUAGUUUUAUUUUCAUUUCCCUUUCUCUCCCCUGCGUCCUUUCCCCUCCAGAUUUGAUGAUUAUAUUGUUUGAUUAGUGUAAGGUAGAUCUGUCUGCAGGCAAACCUUCAUACGCAGAUUUCAACUCUUUCUCUCAUUUUCAGCCCCCUAGCUUCAUUCCUACAGUUCUUAUAUUCAGUCCUCCAGUUUCUGAGCCUUGGCACGGCAAGUUGCUUCAUUGUCAUCAGUAUGUUCUCUUGAGGUUCUUGAGUUAAGGCCUUCUCCCCUCUGCUAAAUCAGUUAUCACUCUUCCAACCACUUUUUUAAAAUUUAAUUUUAUAUUGGAGUAUAGUUGAUUUACAAUAUUGUGUUAGUUUUAGGAGUACAGCAAAGUGAUUCAGUUACACAUAUACAUAUAUCCAUUUCUUUUUCAGAUUCUUUUCCCCUGUAGGUUAUUACAGAAUAUUGAGUAGAGUUCCAUGUGCUAUACUAUACAGUAGGUCCUUGUUGAUUAUCUAGUUUAUAUGUAGUGUGAAUAUGUUAAUCCCAAACUCCCUCCCCACUGCAACCACUUACUAUCUUCUGAAAAUAUUUUGAAAUUUCUCAUCUUUUGACAAAUUCUUUCCCAUUACUUGUCCUGUGGUUUUAUCUCUUUUUUGCCCCUUUAUUUCAUUUUCUUGGAGUUUCAAGAGGAAGAAGAAAUCAUGUGAGGUGGUCUGUCAUAUUUAACCAGAAGUCUAAAAUAAAUUAAUUUAAAAAAUUAACUGAGAACAGCAAAAAGUGCGCGGGAGCUGGGCGGGUGCGCGGACGCCGGGGCCGGGCCCCGCUGCGCCCCGCCGCGCCCCGCCACGCCCCGCUGCUCGGGGGGCAUGUCUCACAGCCCGAACUUGACCGCGCACAUGCCCGCCACCUCCCUCAGCGCCUCUGGGAGCGUCCACCCGCCCUCCACCAGUAUGGCGACGUCUUCCCAGUACCGCCAGCUGCUGAGUGACUACGGGCCGCUAUCUCUGGGCUAUGCCCAGGAAACUGAGAAGAGCCAGGUGCCCCAGAGCAAAUACGCGGAGCUGCUGGCCAUCAUCGCAGAGCUGGGGAGAGAGGUCAGACCCCUCUCCGCGGGCAGCUGGAGCGCGAUGGGGACCCUGAAACGCGGCAUCAUCCACGCACGAGGGUUGGUGCGGGAGUGCUUGGCAGAAACGGAACGGAAGGCCGGGUCCUAGCUGCCUAGUGAGCCUGGAAGGUUUUCUGUCUUCUUCCGAGAGGAGAAGUUACAGUAGUUCAUCUCUCCUGUUAGGAUGAAACUUUGUUUUCAAAAUGGCAACAGUUUUGUUUCUCCUCCCCCCCGCCCCUCCCGUGGUUCACCAGGCUCCGAAUCUACAGCCUGUAAGAUUGAGGAAAGAUUUUGUGGUUGAUGGGGAGUUACAUUUUAACUUUUUUUUUUUUUUUUUUUUGUGGUACGCGGGCCGCUCACUGCUGUGGCCUCUCCCGUUGCGGAGCACAGCCUCCGGAUGUGCAGACUCAGCGGCCAUGGCUCACGGGCCCAGCCGCUCCGCGGCAUGUGGGAUCUUCCCAGACCAGGGCACGAAGCCGUGUCCCGAACCCGUGUCCCCUGCAUCGGCAGGCGACUCUCAACCACUGCACCACCAGGGAAGCCCAAUGGGGAGUUACAUUUUAAAUAGUGAGGAACUACCCAGGUGUUGUUGUUGUUGUUUUUCAAAGCAUUGAUUCAAAAGAGGCACGUAAAAAUUACCUGUCUUACAGCACACUAGUUUGCCUCCAAGAUACCAGUGUCUCAUUCUCCUCUUUUGAAUACAUUUAUGUUACCCGCAUUGUUCUUUGUUCCUUUUCGUAAGCUGAUACAACUUGAAGGGGUUUUUUUUGUAGUGCGGACUUGACAGCACACUUAACUAGUAGCUGGUCCCCUCGUUUCCCAUACACUAUAGAUUCUGCUUAAUGUAAUUUCUUUUUUGCUUAAGCAUUUGCAUGACUAUUAGUGCUUUGAAGUCAAUUUUAAAACCCAAUUUUAGAACCCAGAACCACCUAAAUGGUCUUGUCAAAAGACUGAACCUGAGGGCUUCCCUGGUGGCGCAGUGGUUGAGAGUCCGCCUGCCGAUUCUAGGGGACGGGGGUUCGUGCCCCGGUCCGGGAAGAUCCCACAUGCCGCGGAGCGGCUGGGCCCGUGAGCCAUGGCCGCUGAGCCUGCACAUCCGGAGCCUGUGCUCUGCAACCGGAGAGGCCACAACAGUGAGAGGCUCGCGUACCACAAAAAAAAAAAAAAAAAAAAACACAAGUUAUAAAUACAGAAGAAAGAGCAACCUCCCAAACCAAACCUAACAAGGAUCCCGAAAUUUUUUCUGAGACUGUAUGUAGAUUUCAGUUCUGCCUUUCCUGUAAGUUGAUCCAAACAUCUGGAAGAAAAUGGAACUGUUUGCAUCUUUUUAUUUAUUACUCGAUGUAAUAAGGCUUAUUUUCAUUAA